AUGGCCGCCGUGUGCGCCGCCCCAAUCCUCGCGGCCGCGCGCCGCGCGUCCCCCGCGACGCGCGCGUCCUCCGCCGCGAAGCCGUCCUCCGCGCAGAGCGCGAAGACGCCGGCCGCGACGACUCCGAAAACGAUGAACCGUCGAUCGGCGCUGCUCGGCGCGCCCGCGCUCCUCGCGGCGCUGUCCACCGCGUCCCCCGCGAAGGCGGUCGCGCCGCCGGAGUACUACGAAGACACCAUGGAGAUCAUUCGGCUGACGACGUCCAUCCUGGACGGCUCGGACCUGAGCGAGGCGAACAUCGCGGACUGGCAGAAGAAGCGCGACGUGUGGUACAACAACUAUCAGCUCCAUCACGAGAAGGGCGUCGGGUACGGGUACGCGAACACGUUCAACGCGCAGGCGAAGCUCGGGUUUCAGAUCCGCGUCGCCGCGGAGAAGGGCGAGCCGUUCGACCCGGAGCACACGGCGUACAACAAGGACUACCUGAUCGAGAUCUUGCAGAAGGGGAAGGCGGAGCUGGACAAGAUGCACGCCGCGGGGCAGCUUUAAGAUUAUUUGAGACAAUUAUUU
Molecule: messenger RNA, 570 nt
Organism: Micromonas pusilla CCMP1545
Lineage: Eukaryota; Viridiplantae; Chlorophyta; Mamiellophyceae; Mamiellales; Mamiellaceae
Exons: 2
Coding region: 1-549 (182 amino acids)
Source: RefSeq, a predicted model, not a curated record